CACAAUACACACCUUGUAUAAGUGAGUUUUAACUUCCCGGUAGCGAGCACACAUCAGUAAAAAAGCUGCGUGAGAGCAGAAGGAAGACUUUUCCCAACUCGGACUUUGACACUUUUUGUCCAACAUGCUGCCGGCGCUCCUAUUUGUUGUGGUUUUGACCUCAUGUGUGGCACAGACCACUGAGACGACCACUGGGAUACCUCCAACUUCAACAAUGACAUCCACUGUGACGUCUCCAACUUCAACAACGACAUCCACUGUGACGAUUCCAACUCCACCAACAAAGACAACCACUGUGACGAUUCCACCAUUGGAACCCACUGUGACGCUUCCACCAUUGGAAAUUUUUGCCAUACUUGAGACGAGAGUUCAGUCCUCUCAAGUGUUGAAUGUCACAGACCUGCAUGCAGUUUUAGUGAAGAUCGCUGACCUAAUCUCUACGACCAACACAAGUGCCAUCGUCGCCCUCUCAGUCAAUAAGGUCAUCACUGUUUAAAACUUGCAGGUGAUUCUGCAGCAUCUGAUUAGUAUGUUAUCAAACAUACAGUAAGACUAAAAAUAAUAAUCAGUAAUACUCAUGACUGACUGAAUUGUUACUUUUUAAACAAUGAUUUUCAUAUGUAGUCCAAAUCAACUAUUUUGCAUGGUUUGUAUUUAUGAAUAGGCACUAUAUCAGGGGUCACCAACCUUUUUGAAACCAAGAGCUACUUUUUGGGUACUGAUUAUUGCGAAGGGCUACCAGUUUGAUACACACUUAAAUACAUUGUCAGAAAUAGCCAAUUUGCUCAAUUUACCUUUAACUCUAUGUUAUUAUUAAUAAUUAAUGAUAUUUACACUUAAUUGAACGGUUUAAAAGAGGAGAAAACACGAAAAAAAUGACAAUUAAAUUUUGAAACAUAGUUUAUCUUCAAUUUCGACUCUUUAAAAUUCAACCGGAAAAAAGAAGAGAAAAACUAGCUAAUUCGAAUCUUUUUGAAAAAAUUACAAAAAUAAUUUAUGGAACAUCAUUAGUAAUUUUUCCGGAUUAAGAUUAAUUUUAGAAUUUUGAUGACAUGUUUUAAAUAGGUUAAAAUCCAAUCUGCACUUUGUUAGAAUAUAUAACACAUUGGACCAAGCUAUAUUUCUAACAAAGACAAAUCAUUAUUUCUUCUAGAUUUUCCAGAACAAAAAUUUUAAAAGAAAUUCAAAAGACUUUGAAAUAAGAUUUAAAUUUGAUUCUACAGAUUUUUUAGAUUUGCCAGAAUAAUUGUUUUGAAUUUUAAUCAUAAUAAGUUUGAAGAAAUAUUUCACAAAUAUUCUUCGUCGAAAAAACAGAAGCUAAAAUGAAGAAUAAAUUAAAAUACAUUUAUUAUUCUUUACAAUAAAAAAAAAAUAAUUUACUUGAACAUUGAUUUAAAUUGUCAGGAAAGAAGAGGAGGGAAUUUAAAAGGUAAAAAGGUAUAUGUGUUUAAAAAUCCUAAAAUGAUUUUUAAGGUUGUAUUUUUUCUCUAAAAUUGUCUUUCUGAAAGUUAUAAGAAGCAAAGUAAAAAAAAUUAAUGAAUUUAUUUAAACAAGUGAAGACCAAGUCUUUAAAAUAUUUUCUUGGAUUUUCAAAUUCUAUUUGAGUUUUGUCUCUCUUAGAAUUAAAAAUGUCGGGCAAAGCGAGACCAGCUUGCUAGUAAAUAAAGAAAAUUUAAAAAAUAGAGGCAGCUCACUGGUAAGUGCUGCUAUUUGAGCUAUUUUUAGAACAGGCCAGCGGGCUACUCAUCUGGUCCUUACGGGCUACCUGGUGCCCGCGGGCACCGCGUUGGUGACCCCUGCACUAUAUGAUACACAAUGAUGAAAUAUUGCAACACAAUUAAAGAAUGCAUGCAGGAAAUGGAA
This is a messenger RNA of Entelurus aequoreus (snake pipefish), 1863 nucleotides long. RefSeq names its product integumentary mucin C.1-like. Lineage: Eukaryota; Metazoa; Chordata; Actinopteri; Syngnathiformes; Syngnathidae. The transcript is spliced from 8 exons. The record is from RefSeq and is a predicted model, not a curated record. The coding region runs from base 125 to 496 and encodes 123 amino acids.